CUUUUAUGGCGCCAAAUUCGAACCAGCAAUUGCAAGAGCGGCUUGCCCUUGAAGCUUUCAAUGGCUACAUCGUAUCGUCUUCUUCCUCAUCGUCCUGAUUCGUGCUUUUGGUUUCUUGUCGAUUCAUCAGUGUGAUGGUCGCAGAGUUUGAAACUGGUGCCCUCGAAUCUCAGCUUUCUCGCUUUAUCGUCUCUGGUUUUGUUCAAUUUCAUUUUCAACUCCUUUACCUAAUUUCUAAAAGGAGUAAUGGAAUUAUGACAUUUUAUUUUGUCUCUCCCUCUCUCUUUCCGAGGCAUUUAUUAUCACAACUUUCGAUUGCUCAGUGAGAUGAAGGUAACUAUGCUUUGUUUCAGUAUUUAUCUAUUUUGGUUUAGACUCAUUUUGACUCGAUUAUUGUUGAAAUCGUGUGAAUUAUUGUCUUCUGUUUAUAGUGGCGAUUACUAUCAGUGAACAAUUCCUAUUAUUAAUAUUUAAUCUGAUCCUAAAUAGAAUAUGCACAAACGAAGUCUGUUCAAUUUUUAGAUAGGAAAAAAGUAUGGUCGAUGAAUUUGUGUACAAAAGUAUGAUCAAUGAAUUUGUGUAUUUUAGGCACAGGCGCAUGUUUUGUAAUCUAACAUAAUCUUAAUCAGGGGGAGUUUUCUCACAAUUUAGAGCUUCCUACAAAAAUUAGGCAGGGAAGUUCACUGAUCAUGAAGUUCCAGCUAAAAAUCAGGUUUGUUUUGUUUUCUUGUUUAGCAAUCAGAUUGGAAGAGGGAAGAGGGAAGAGGAAAUUUUGAAAGACCCACAAGGAAACAAUGGUGAAGGCCUGGUCUUGUCAUGGCCUUCUACGGUGUGGGAAGAGCUGCCGUUUAAGGUGGACAAACUAUCUAAGACCUGACAUCAAACGUGGCCCCUUUACCCCUGAGGAAGAGAAGCUUGUUAUUCAGCUUCAUGGAAUUCUUGGAAACAGGUGGGCUGCCAUUGCUUCUCAACUGCCAGGAAGGACAGAUAAUGAAAUCAAGAACUUAUGGAACACCCACCUGAAGAAACGCCUCCUUUGCAUUGGCAUUGAUCCACAGACACAUGAACCCUUCAAUUCUCGUUGCUCAUCCUCUACAGCACCGGCAUCUCCAACCACCCGCCACAUGGCACAGUGGGAGAGUGCUCGGCUCGAAGCCGAAGCUCGACUUUCAAGGGAGUCAUCACUCUUCACUCCACUUCCCAUGGAAACGACGACUGAUUCUGACUUUUUUCUUCAAAUAUGGAACUCUGAAGUUGGCGAUUCGUUUCGUAAGUGCAGGGAAGACAAAACCACAUGCCAUAGCCAGAGUUCCCUGUCCUCAUCGAUCAAAUGUGAGUCGGUUUACAUUGUUGCAACCCAUAACGGAGUUGAUUACACCGGUUCCUCAGCCAUGGAAAGCAAUGAAAAUGAAGAAACAGAAUACAAAAACUUCAAAUCCAUGGCUGACAUUGUGAUGUCCAAGUCUGAUUCUUCAAGUGCAAAUGAGUUCGAGGAGUCGUCGGAUAGUGCAUUAGAACUGCUUCUGGACUUCCCCAUUAACAAUGACAUGAGCUUCUUGGAAGAAAACAACAUGAACACUUAGCAGCAUCCGCAGUAGAUAGUUAGCUUCUUUCGUCACCCCGCCUUGAUAGAACUACGAUUUAAGUUUCUCUGGUAGGUUAGGUCCCAAGUUUUGUGGUUCAUUUUUUUUUGUGCUUUAGAUUAGAAGCUGUGUUGAGAGAAAGCGGUUUCCAUGGAGGCAUCUCUCCACUGCAACUUAUAAAAGCAAUUGGAAAGGAGAUUUCUACUCAGCAGCAAGUGUUUCGUAUGUAGAUAGCAUAUAUGGUUACCAAUUCAGGGCCUUAUCGUACACUCAUCGAUGGUUAGUGCUUUGAACUCCUAUUUUGAGUACCACUCCUCUCACCAUGUAUUACUAUUCUACAACUUGUCUCUUGCUAUUAUGUAGAAAAUUAUGUGAGAAAAGAUCCAUGUAAUUAUGGGAGGCAAACCUCCUCCAUCAA
This is a messenger RNA of Cucurbita maxima (winter squash), 2001 nucleotides long. RefSeq names its product transcription factor MYB41-like. The record is from RefSeq and is a predicted model, not a curated record. The transcript is spliced from 5 exons. Bases 795 to 1583 code for a protein of 262 amino acids. Lineage: Eukaryota; Viridiplantae; Streptophyta; Magnoliopsida; Cucurbitales; Cucurbitaceae.